Molecule: messenger RNA, 11148 nt
Organism: Saprolegnia diclina VS20
Lineage: Eukaryota; Oomycota; Saprolegniomycetes; Saprolegniales; Saprolegniaceae
Exons: 22
Coding region: 52-10686 (3544 amino acids)
Molecular function (GO): ubiquitin-protein transferase activity; protein binding
Source: RefSeq, a predicted model, not a curated record
CAGCAUGCGUUGGGGCGUUGGUUCCUCAUUUUCGCGGUCGGCCAAGCGACGAUGGAGCAUGCCAAGGACAUCGUCCUCGAUGGUCAUGAACCAUCGACCUUCCUGCGCCACGGCUGGCUGCCCGGCGUGGCCGAGCUCCUCGGCCAAGCGACCUUCCGCACGCUUCUGCAAGAGGCGCUGCCCACGCCGGCGCACUUGGCGGACGAGUACCAUCCACCGCACUUUCAUCCUGCGAGCAUCGGCCUCAACUGGUCCGACCACCGCAGCAGCAUGGACGUCGAGCUCCUCGAAUGCAUCUUGUUCCGGAGGCGGUCCGCGUUCUUGUCGGCGCUCGUGACGCCCAAGCCACCAACGAGUGUCGACCCGGACACGCCACCGCUCUCGAGCAUGGAAAAGCGCACGCAGGAGGGCGCGGCCGUCUUCUCCCCGUCCAACAUGGACCAAGAGCUUGUCGACGAAGAGUCGGUGUACAUUGGGCAGAGCAUCCUCCUCUCGCUUCUCGUGUCCCAGCAUUGCCCCGAAUCGCUGCGAUCAACGCUCACCGACGUCUUCUCGGCGCACUGCAAGACGCUCAGCGAGACGCUCGUCAAGCUCCUAGCGUCGCCGUCGACAACGUGGAGCCCAAUGCUGUUUCUCUCGCUCCUCGGCGGCCUCCUCAUGCUCGUGGACGCCCCCGAGCUCGUGCUCUCGACGCGCAUCGCGCUCGAUGCGAUCCCGCUCCUCGGCCGACUGCAGGCCGCGAUUGUCGAGAGCGGCGUGACCGAGGCUUUUUCCCAUUCCGACAAGCGCAAGGUCGACGACGCCAGCAGCGUCUUCCACCCGCUCAAGCGCCAGCGCACGACGCAGUACAGCAUCCGGCUCGACGAAGGGCCGAGCAGCAGUAGCAGCAGCAACCACCUGAGCUUUGCGACCGCGGUCCAGAUCAUGCUCGACAGCGUCGAGAGCACAAUGGCCGGCCCGACAAGCGACCUCGGGCUUCAACAUUCGUACGAGUCGAGCACCGCGGGUCUGCGCUCGGAGGACAUUGACUGCGUGCGCAUGAUCAUGCUGUAUCUGAACGUGUCGGGGCAGACGGCCAAGCAACUCUUGCGCGCGUCCAAGACCGCGAGCAUGAUUCUGCCGUCGUCCGUCUCGAUGUUUGUCCAAGUCAUGCUGUACGUGGCGACGCACCCGAGCCAUUUGCCGCUCAUGCAGAUCGAAAUGGAGAUGGAGUGCAUCAAGAUGAGUCUCUCGCUCCUCUUUGAACUUCAAAUGACGAUCACAGCCGUCGAGCACCAGGAGGAGCCUGUCCAGGUGCUCCACGAAGACGUGCACCAGAAGCUCAUGCGCUGGAAGGGCGCGAUGGCCGUGCUCCUCUCGCUCGGCUGGACGAUCAACACGUCGGGGUGGUAUCGACUCGAGUUUUUCAAGGUCCCGCACGGCGUCCCGCACCUUCAGGACGCCAAGCGCAUGCUCACAAAGUACAUUGCGAUCUGCGAGCUCCGACUCAAACAGCUCAGUGACACGCACGCGUAUUUGCACCAGCAGCAGCAAAUUCGGCUCUCCAAGACCGAGUCGCCGGAAAUGGCAUUUGCGUGUCCGUGGACCGCACACACGUUCUUGUCUGCCAACGAGCUCGUCGACCAUGUGACGCGCGUCGAGCCGUGGCUCCGCACGAUGGUGUACACGCGGUUUCACAAGCUCUUUUGGCAGCCGCCGUCGGCGCACGGUACCUUCUCGGCGACUACGUUUCCGAGUUAUUCGAGCUGUCGCCAUGAAGUGCUCGCGUCGUGCGGUCCGUCGCCUGCGUUUUUUUGGCACCAGUUUUUGCAGCACGUGGCGCAUGUGCAGACGCGGCUCGAAGCGCACUUGGUCCAGCUGCCACUGCCGUCGAAUGCGCUGGCGUUCGACUGCCUUCACGUCGUCCCGCUCACGCCGUCGCAGGACGUUGACUUCGCGCUUGCGGCCGUGUACCCGACCGAAACGCGGCUCGUCCAAGCGCUCGCGCCGCCGUCCACGAGCUCGUCGAGUGGUGCGAGCCAGUUUCUGCGGGCGCUCCAGGACGGCCCGCUCUCGGAGGCGAUGGAGACGUGGCUGUGCGACAUUCGGGGGCCGCUGCGGCGCAAGGCGACGCCUGGCAUUGCACGCGUCGAGCGUCUCGUGCUCAGCUUGGGCCUCAUGCUCUCGGACGCGGUGGUCGCGAAGAUCGAGAGCGGCAUGGACGACGCGGGGCUGCAGCUUGUCGUGGGCCCGUGGCGCCAGUUUUGCAUGUGGCUGGAGCAGCACGCACAGAGCCAGCCGUCUUCGUUGGCGACGCUGGAGGCGUGGUGCCUCUUUCUCCACCAGAUUUGGGUCGGUCCGUCCAUGGCGCUCUGGACGCAAGAGCCCUCGACGCAACAUGCGCUCACGUCGCUCUUUGUGUUUUUGCGUGCGAUGGCCGACACGCCGCUCACGCUGCCAUUGCGUCAGACCGUCCUCAUGCAGCGCCGCGUUGUCUGGCUCCAACUGCUUGGUCUGCACUUGCUCGCAGCAUCGUCGCCGUCCGUGCCCGGCCACCGGCGCGCGCUGCACGUGCUGUUAGACGUCUGCCACCGGCCGAAUGUGCUGCAACGCGCGACCAGCCGCGGCUGGCACGACCUCGUGUUGCAGUCGCAGCAGUGGUCGUUGCCGGCCGACGCCGCGCCACUGCUGCACUGCUUAUGGCAGCAGCCAAUUGCUUCUGUGUCGACACUGCGUCGGAAUCGUUGUCAAGAAGGCGCGUUGCGCUUGCUGCUCCAGGCGCCGAUGCUAAGCGAGGCGACGUGGGCAUCGGCGCUCUCGAUGGUCGCCGCUUCGAGCCCCACCAACGCCGACGUGACGCAACUUGUUGUCGAUUUUCUGCGUCGAGUGGUCGACGAUGCGACACUUGUGGAGAAGGCAACCGCGCUCGCACGCAUUGCGCUGGCCUGGCUGGCGGUGCCGGACGAGACGAGUCCAUGGCGCGACGCGAUCGUCGACCCGCUCUUGGCGCAGCUCCCGCACUGGCCACUCGCGACCCAACGCCAAGUGCUCUCGCUGCUACCGACACUCUUGCUGCACGUGGCGCCCGCGUCGGCUGUCGUGCAGUUUCUCUUGUGCCUCACCGCGUGCCAGGAAGCAUGCGACGCGCCGCACCCGACGUUUGUCGGCGGACGUGUUGUCUUGAGCGACGGCGCGGUGUACAGCGACCCGUCGCUGUCGUUCCAAGCACUCGACGUGCUCCGGCAGCUCUACGCAUCGCCGCUCUGGGCUAAUUGCGUGCGCGACGCCCUCGACACGGCACUACGCCACGACUACAUGGACGCCAAGGACGAGGCCGUGAUGGAUCAACUGCUGGCGCUCGGCGCACUCAUGCUCACAACGACUGCGAUUUCACCUGCGUAUGCGCUGUUUCCGGGCCAGCGCGUCGCGGCCACGCCGGCAGACGACGCCUCGAUCGAAGCGCUGAGCCAGGCGCAGGUGACCCGCGGCGUCCUUCUCAGUCUGCGCGUCGAUCCCAAAACGUGUCGCGCAUCGGCGUCGUGCCUCUUCCUCUCGCGGUCGGUCGCAUCGCUCUACUACACGACCCAGUGCUCGGUGGGGCUAUUGGCGCUGGCGUCGCCAAUCGUCGCGUGUCUCCCGAGUGACCUUGCCGGCCAUUGCGCCAGCAUCGAGCGGCAACUGGAGGUUCGGCCAAACGUCCUCGCCACACCGCUCGGACUCUGGUUGCUCCACGCGUUAUGCACGCUUCUCGAUCUCGGCCAAAUUGACAAGCACAAGUGGACUGCGUGGCUCUUAGACGUGGCGGUGGCGCCGUCGACGAUUCCAGUGCCGGCGUGCGUGCAGUCGUGUUUGGCGCUGCAACCACCAACGUACUGGCAGGCGCAAGGCGUGUACCGGUCGAUGGCGGCCGAGUGCGACCGGAUCGCGCGUCUCGUGGCUUCGACAGGGUCCUCGCCGGUGCUGAGCGGCUUGCGCAUUCACCCGCGCCGGCCCGAGGUGGCGGCCGCUGCCUCACCGCACCGGGCAUCGACGCGGUUGCCAAUCGACGAUAUUUUGACGCCGACACUGCUGUCCAAGCUUUCCAACACGCCGCCGCAAGUCGCCGACUCGGACGACAUGGCGCGCUUGCUCAACAUGGGCUGGUCGGCGCCCAUUUGCGCGUACGUGCUGCGGUACUACCCCGGCAACUUUGACGGCGCGCUCCAGUGGUUGACGUACGAAGGCAACUCGGAGGACGUGCACCGCCUCCGCGUGACGGGCGCCCAGCCGCCGCCAGACCCGCCGCUCGUGCCACGUAUGCGGCCCGAGCUCAAGAACGCGCUCCUCUCGCCGUACAGCGAAGGCCACAGCGACGACUACUUCUAUCACCACGUGCCAGUCGUCGAGGCGCUGCGGCAAGUGCCACGCGAGUGUUUCGUGCCCCAUUUGUACCUCAAGGAUGUCGAAGUGGACAAUGCGGUGCAGCACCCGCUGGGGUACACAGUGCCCAACAUGGCGCAGUGCAACCAGCUCGUGCAUGCGCUCGACGUCAAGCCCGGCGUCUCGGUGCUGGACGUGGGCACGGGCUCUGGGUACUUUGCGACGCUCCUCGCCCACCUCUACGGCGACCGGCUCCGCGUCACGUCGUGGGAGCGCGACGUGCACCGCUUGGCGUACGCGUACCUGCACAUGGCGCGCAGUGUCACGUCGCUUCAUGGCGAGCCGCUCCGGCGACCGUCGUUCUUUGACGCGAUCGAGUUUCGCGUCUGUGAUGCGUUCGCCCCGACCGACGACUGCCAUGGCGCGGUCUUUGACCGCGUGCACGUUGGCGCGUCGUGCCCGCGCGAGAGCGUCCAGCUUCUCUUUGAGCUGGUGGCCGACCACGGCAUCAUGGUGAUCCCGAUCGACGGUACACUGCAUCGCAUUGAAAAGACGGCGCGGCAUUGGCACGACUGCCGCUGCCUCGUGCUGGGCGCGCUGAGUAUCGAGAGCCUUGUCGCGCCGUCGGUCGAGCUCCUCGCGCAGGUGACGCCGACGCUACAGCACCGUACGGUCCACGUCGCCCAAGGUCUGCAUGCGUUUGAAGAGCGGGCGAGCGCCGAGAAGCCGCUCGUGCUCAGCUGGAACGCCGAAGACCCGUACGCGUCACCGAUGUCGCCGCACCAUGCGUGGUGUGCGCCGCUCUUGACGCGUCACAUGGCCGUGCGCAUAGAGUCGGAGACGAAUGAGCUCGUGCAGCGCGGUCUCUCGGACGCUGGCUUUGUUGUCGUGCGACUGGGCGGUGCGCGCUGCCAGCUCCAAGAGCUCUCGCUGGGCGUCAAGAUCAGUGACGCGUCGCUCAAGGUGUCGAACCGAGGCAGCUUUGGCACAGCGUGCGCCAACGUGGCCGUGCGGGGUGGCGGGCGCUGGUUUUACGAGAUUCGCAUCGGCACGUCCAAAGUGAUCCAGAUCGGGUGGGUCCUUCCGGGCUUUGACCCCAACCCCGAAAGCGGCCUCGGCGUCGGCGACGACGCGUUCAGCUACGCGUACGACGGGCGGCGCAAGAAGAAGUGGUUUUGCGGUCGCAACGAAGAGUACUGCAAGCAAAUGUGCAAGGCCGGCGACGUGGUCGGCUGCCUCUUGGACCUUGACGCAGGGACGAUGACGUUCUACCUCAACGGUGUCUCGCUGGGCGUCGCCUUCUCGGGCCUCGAGCGGGACAUUGUGCACGGCGGCUAUGCUCCUGCGUGCUCGAUGGACGGCGGCGAGUCGGUUUGGUUCAACUUUGGCGCGACCCCGUUCCUGUACCCGCCACCACCGUCGCCGCCGUUUUGCGCGUUGACGCACUUUACGUACCGGCCGCUGCCGACACCGCCGACGCUGCCAUUGGCGCGUGUCGUGUCGGUCGAUCAUGACGCAGGCCGCGUCGUCGUUGUUUGCGCCAACAACGUCGAGCAUGUGGUGCCAAUAGACAGCGUUCGGCCGAUCGACGAGCCGCUGGCGUCGUGGAUGCCGCCGUCGCUCGCGUCGAGCGACUUGCGCGCCAUCAAAGAGUCGUUGGCGACGCACGAAGCGAUCGCGGGCUUGCGCUACUGGCUGCUGGCGUCGAUGCGGCCGUCGCUGCGCCUUGCCGACCAAGCGCGGCUGCUUGAAGUCACGUCCGAGGGCCGCGUGUGCCCCCAGCAUUUGUGCUUGGACAACGUGCGGGACGACGACGCCGCGUGGAUGCGGGAGACGAUGACGUCGCAGCUGCAACAACGUCAAGUGCCCGAGAUGAUGGUUGUUGAAGCGUCGCGGCAUCCGCUGAGCACGCGGCUGAUCGCAGUCUCGGUCAACGUGUCGAGCUGCCUCAAGAUGAUCCGAACGCACCUUGGCGACGUCGACGCGCACUUGGAGAAGGGCCAGACGCGCGCAGCGUUCACGUUAUUGCAGCGCAUCACGGACGUUGUGCUCGAGAAAACGAACCGCGAGAGCGGCGACCACUUGCAGCGGUGUCGGCUGGCGCUCGACAAGGUGUACCAAGCGAUUCGCACGGCCGACAUGAGCUACCACCAUGAGAUGAAUCUGCACCUCGACCACUUGAUCUCGCUCGAGCACCGGCGCAACCCGCGGCCGAUGCUCGAAAAGGUCAUGGAGCUCAAGAAGGCGCUGCAGGCGUUUGAGGAGCUCGUCGCGCCAACCUCGAUCGUGCCCAUCGAGACGGUCCAUGGCAAAUACGUGGGGAUUGCGUCGGCCACGUCGCUCCUCGUCGAGUUUGACACGCGGACGUCGCGGUCGCACUGGAAGCUUGUGUUCUACGCCGACGCUGCGUGCACGCGCCGGCUGCCGUGGGUCCUGUCGCGCGACGGUCUCCGGCCAUUUGUGGUCCCCGCGAGCCACUUUUACUACUCGUUCGUGCCCGACGUGGCCGCCAACAUGACGGCCGAAUGGGGCUACGCGUUCCGCGUGACGCCGUAUCGCACAGCGUCGCCGCCGCUCUGGGCGCCGUGGCCGGUCGACGCCAGCCUUCUUCCGCGCGAGUGGUCGUCGACCACGAACCUCGUCGAGUGGCUUCAGACCGCGCUCGUCUACUGCCGCAUUCCGGGCGCGCGCUUGAAAGAAGAUGUCAUGGCGUGGGUGCUCCGUGUUUUGCCGUCGUCGCUCGACCCGACGUCGGUGACCAAGCCGCUCCUCGAGCAUUUUUUGUACUGCGCGCUGCCCGAGCUCAAUGUGCUGUUUCGCGACUCGGUGCGCUGGCAGCUGCACAACCAUCGGUACUUUCAAAUGCUCUUGCAGCUCUGCACGUCGCUGAUCGCGGCGCUGCCGUCGUACGCGCCGCCGUCGUACAGCGUCGAGGCGUUUGGGUACCACGCCGAAGUGCACCCGUGGCACGCCGACCUCGUCGCGACGAUCGACGGCCUCCGACAACUGCAGGUCGCGCAUGUCGUCGACGUUGCGCGCUGGCGGCCGGUCGUUGAAAGCCACUUUCACUCGCUUCGCGUCCUCAAAGAGGCGCUCAAGCAGUUUGAAGCGUCGGUCAAGUCGGACGUUCAGCGCUGGCACAAGAACCGGCGCGAGUGCUGGCUGCGCCAAGUCGAGCAGGCGUACCAUCCGGCGCUGCUCGCGCCGCUUCUCUGUGUAUUCAACGAUACGCUCUCGGCGAGCUCGCGCGACGGCGGGUGGAGCUCGGAGAAAACCAAGUGGUUGCGCAGCGUGCACGCAGCGUGCACAGUCGGCGCGAUCGCUCGGCAGCUGCUCGUGCUAGCAGGGUGCAUUGACACGGAUGCACACAGCCCGGCGUGGAGUUGCCAGAGCUACGACUGGCGCAAAGCGGUCGUCAACCUUACGAAGGAGCCGUUCCUUGUCGAUACGCUUUUGCCGGCGGCAGCGAUCUGGUGCGACGGAAGCCUCUUGCCGGACGUGGCCGAGUCGGCGCCGCGUGCGCAGACCAUCUUUGAGGACAACGCCAAGCUCUUCCGCGUCCGUGAGGCGCGCAACGUGCACGUGCUCGGGUCGUUUGAGGAUCUCGUGCUGCUCCGGAAGCUCAGCAUUCGUAUCCCCAAAAAGUACUCCAACACGCCGGUCGUCGCCGGCCUCGUCUUUGUGUACCACGAGAGCCCGACCGCCCACGACAUGGAGAAGCUCCGCGAGUACGACCACUUUACGAGCGACAAGUACGAGGCGUACGUGACAGCGAUGCGUCAGCAGCAGAUGAUUCCGCUCCCAGGCGACCCGAUCGGCUACUUCGACGUGGGCUCGCCGCACUUUUUGCAGGGCAACAAUGUGAUCACGGUCGUGCCCGAGUUUGCGAUCAUGGGACGCGUCGUCGUCAUCAAGCUCCUGCGUUGCUACAACAUUCGCGCCAUGGAAGAUUUGGCCGACGCGGUCAAGCGUGACGAAGAGCACGGCGGUCCGAAAGACCGCGCGCUGCACAACCCCGUGUACCUCUGGUGCUACAAGCCGCACGAAGAGUGGCUGGCGUAUCCGCUGGACGUCGAGUACAUGCUCGAGACUCAGUACCAAGCGUACUGCAGCGGCGAGAGCUUGGCAAGCCACGCCGACAAUGUCGUUGUCGGCGGCGACCACGUGGUCGUCGACUUCACGCGCAUGCUCAUGCAGACGCCGAGCGGCGACGAGCUCAACAAGAUGUCGACGCUCUGCCGCGUCAAGCGCCUCGUGGUGUCGGUGGACCUCAAAGUGAAGCUCACCGCGCACCACUCGAUGGAGGUCGAGUACGUGGGGCUGUACGGCCUGGCGGGCCAGGCAGCCCAAGACGCCUACUCGUCCUGGACGCUGCAGUACCACAACAAGUUUACGAACGCCGUCAUAAAGAGCGCGCCGAGUGGAGCCGCCGAUCACGAGAUCUACCGCGUCUUGAGCGAGAAGGCGCCCGUGUACGGCUUUCCAACGCUCUCGGCGUCGGUCGCGUUUCACGUCUUGUAUGGCGAGAUCGUGGUCGUCUCGCGCCGGCUCGGGCGCUGGGGCCGGCUCCUCCAGCACCCCGGGGCGCCGGACGCGUGGGUACUUCUCGACUCGCACCAGCCGUCCUUUUUUCGGAUACCGCGGGCACAGGCCGCCGCCCACGCCGCCGUGCCAUGGCUCCUCGACGUGUUUUGUGUGGCGCCUGCCGGUGAUGCGUACAAGGGUGUCAUCGUCGCGGACCUUCCGCACUUUGUGAGUACGACGCUCGUCGACGUCGUCAACAAGCUGCGCGAAGUGCGGGGACGCUGUGCACUGAGCCUCGUGGCCAACGACGUGAGCCAGUUUUUCGACUCUGACGCGGGUCGCGUGGCAAGCCAGAGCCUCCAGUCAUUCUCGCUGCCUGUGCUCAUGGGUCGCCUGGACAUUCUCCGCCACCUCAACCAGCGCCUCGUGCCGUACGUGAUGCUGCUCGGGAUUGGCUCGACGCUCUCGACGCAGCACCCGACUUGGCUCGCCGGUCUUGUCACGCACGCCAAGAGCCUCCUCUUCCUCGAGACGAAAAUGGCUGUCUGGAAGAAAAUCUGGAGCGAGUCGUACAGCCUCGAACGGUCGUCCGAGGUCGUGAGCAUCAACCGCCACAUUGCGUUCAAGGUGCGCCCCGAGCUCAUGGCGUCGCGGUCGUCGCUCGACAUGGACCGCCUCCGCGACGCGUACGCGUCGACGGUCUUUUGCCAGCUGUUUGACGAGCUCCGCCACACGCCGCCGGCGCUGCUGCGACGCAACGACGGCAAGUCGUGGUUUACAAAGUUCAAGGGCGAGCCGUCGAUCGACGAUGGCGGUCUCUACCGCGAAACCAACGCGACCAUCUGCUACGAGCUCAACCACGGUCUCGUGCCGCUCUUUGGGCUCUGCGCCAACGGCCAAAACGCCGAUGGCUUGCACCAAAACACGCUCGUGCCCAACGUGUCGUGCCUGCGCUGGGUCGAGUGCUGUGACUGGUACAGCUUUGUGGGUGUCCUCAUGGGCAUUGCGACACAAAACCUCGAAGAAGUCUUCCCGAUCGCCCUCGCGCGGCCGAUCUGGAAGCUCCUCGUGGGCGAGCAGCUCUGGCCAAACGACCUCGACAGCUUUGAUGCGGCGACGGCGCGCACGCUCGCCUUUUUGCGGGACCCGGCCAUGGACCAAGAAACGUUUGACGCUGCGUUCCCAGACCUGACGUUUACGUGUCUCUUGAACGACGUUGUCGAGGUCGAGAUAUCGCCCAAUGGCCGUCGUCGCCGCGUCGACUUUGGCGACCGGCUGGCCUAUGCGGCGGCGCUCGAACAGUACAAGUUGCAUCAGUUUGACGAGGCUGUCGGGUACAUUGCGCGGGGCCUCCAGUCGAUCGUACACGCCGAGCUGCUCACGAUUUUUACGUGGAAGGAACUCGAGCUCCUCGUGUGCGGUCGACCGACUCUCAACAUGGAGUUGCUCAAGAAGAAGACCGAGUACUCGCCCGAUAUGGACAGCCACGACACGCUCGUGCUGCGCUUUUGGCGCACGCUGGCGUCGUUUACGUCGGACGAGCAGCAGCAAUUUCUGCAGUUUGUGUGGGGGCGGUCCCGGCUUCCGUUCAGUGAAGUCGACUUUGGAACGUACACGUUCAAGCUCGUGCGCCACAUGAGCGGCGGCAACCCGGACGAGUACCUCCCGGUGGCCCACACGUGCUUCUUCCAGCUCGAACUGCCCAACUACUCGUCCGAUGAGAUUAUGAAGGCCAAGCUGCUGUAUGCGAUGACGCACUGCACGUCGAUCGUCGACGAGGAGCAAGCGGCGCAGCAGCGGGACAUUGCGCUCUGGGACUCGUAGUCGGUUCCAUGAAAAUACAUAUAUUUGUAGUCGAUCGCGAGCUAGUCGGCGCUGAUGGAGAUGCCGCCGUCGGGCUGGCGCUUGCCGCAGAGACCAAAGAACUUCAUGCACGGCAGGCGGCUUGCAGCUUCUCGUACUUCUGCGGCUCAGUCCCGUUGUUGUACCGGAGCACGCGAACGUGGUAGGCGUGUUCGAUCUCGUCGCUGCUCGCGCCCUUGACGAGCCCGAGCUUGGCGUACAGGUCCUUCCCGCGCCACAUGGCCGCUUCGUACACGUCCAAGUGCGACCGCAGCGCGCGGCCAAUAAUGUCUAUCGUUUGACAAGAUAGUCUCGACCAUCAAGUCCACCAAGGGUACCUGGACACGUCGCCCACGUCGCCAUGUACUUUGCGCAGUACGCGGCCGCGCGCACUUGGACGUAAUGUUCGCAGCGCUUUUGCCCCGGGUAGAGCUCGGUGCAAAC